Cyprinodon variegatus (sheepshead minnow) is the source of this 5461-nucleotide messenger RNA. RefSeq names its product adenylate cyclase type 1-like (gene adcy1a). Gene Ontology annotation, molecular function: adenylate cyclase activity. The transcript is spliced from 20 exons. Gene Ontology annotation, cellular component: plasma membrane. Lineage: Eukaryota; Metazoa; Chordata; Actinopteri; Cyprinodontiformes; Cyprinodontidae. Gene Ontology annotation, biological process: intracellular signal transduction; cAMP biosynthetic process; adenylate cyclase-activating G protein-coupled receptor signaling pathway. The record is from RefSeq and is a predicted model, not a curated record. Bases 1 to 3387 code for a protein of 1128 amino acids.
AUGAAUGGCAGCACCAUGGAGGAGAUGCCGUUCGAAAGAGUUAAGACGCGGCGGAGGAAAGGUCGCUGCCCGCCCGGCACACCACUGGGAUCCAUCGAGUGCGAGGAUGAAUUCAAAAGCCAGGAGCUGGAAACUCUCUUCCAGACCUACAACCUGAAGCUGGAGCAGACCGCUACCCUCAAGGCUCUGGCGGUGCUCAUCGUGGCCGCGUCGUCGCUGUCUCUGGUGGAGCUGCUGUCCAGCCAGCGGCUCACCUUGUCAAAGGGCUCCUACCCGGUGCACUGCGUGGUGUUCCUGUCGCUCUUCAUCGUCACCAACGUCAAGUACCUGCAGGUGACGCAGCUGCAGCAGAUCGCCAAGCUUGCCCUGCUGUUCAGCUUCACCUUUGCGCUGCUCUGCUGUCCGUUCCCACUUGCGUUAGGUACGGCGGACGCGGUGAGCGCCGCAGCCCCGGAGCAGGGUGUAUGGCAGCUCAUGCUGGUCACUCUGGUGGCUUACGUGCUGCUGCCUGUGCGGACGCUGCUGGCCGUGUUGUUUGGGGUGAUGCUGGCUACAGCCCACUUCAUUGUAAUUGCGACCUCCGUGGCCGGGAAGAGGCAGAAACCGUGGAGACCGCUGGUGGCCAACGCUGUGCUUUUCACCAGUGUCAACCUUUCGGGGGUGUUUGUGAGAGUUCUCACCGAGCGCACUCAGAGAAAGGUUUUUCUGCAGGCUCGCAAUUGCAUCGAGGAGCGGUUGCGGCUGGAAGACGAAAAUGAGAAACAGGAGCGUCUCCUAAUGAGCCUGUUGCCAAGAAAUGUUGCUAUGGAGAUGAAGGAGGACUUCCUGAAGCCACCGGAGAGAAUUUUUCACAAGAUCUACAUCCAGCGCCAUGACAAUGUCAGCAUCCUGUUUGCAGACAUUGUGGGAUUCACCAGCUUGGCUUCUCAGUGCACUGCUCAGGAACUGGUCAAGCUGCUCAAUGAACUCUUUGGGAAGUUCGAUGAAUUGGCAACGGAGAAUCACUGCAGGCGCAUAAAAAUUUUGGGGGACUGUUACUAUUGUGUGUCAGGACUAACGCAACCCAAGGCAGACCAUGCUCACUGCUGUGUGGAGAUGGGACUGGAUAUGAUUGAUACAAUCGCGUCGGUGGUUGAAGCAACAGAGGUGGAUCUAAAUAUGCGCGUUGGACUGCAUACCGGACGGGUUCUGUGUGGUGUGUUGGGCCUGAGGAAGUGGCAGUACGAUGUCUGGUCAAACGAUGUUACAUUGGCAAAUGUGAUGGAGGCCGGUGGGCUGCCUGGUAAGGUGCACAUUACAAGGACCACCCUGGAGUGUUUAAAUGGAGACUAUGAGGUGGAACCCGGUUUUGGCCAUGAGAGGCAUGCCUUCUUGCAGAAGCACCACAUCGAGACUUUCUUCAUCGUGCCUUCGCACCGACGUAAAAUUUUCCCUGGUAUUAUCCUGUCAGACAUCAAACCAGCCAAGAGGAUGAAGUUCAAGACGGUGUGCUAUCUGCUGGUGCAGCUCAUGCAUUGUAGGAAGAUGUUCAAGGCUGAGAUCCCCUUCUCUAAUGUCAUGACCUGUGAGGACGACGACAAGCGGCGAGCUCUGCGGACUGCAUCAGAGAAGCUGAAGAGCCGAACAUCCUUUUCAGCCACCGCUGUGCAGCACUCCCCGGCCACAAGAGUCAACCGUUACAUCGGUCGGCUUAUUGAAGCACGGCAGACCGAGUCCAGGACAUCGGACCUGAACCAAUUUACCCUGUUUUACAGGAGUAGAGACAGGGAGCACAGGUAUCACCAGGUUUAUGAUGACCAUUUCAUCAGUGCGGUGGUUCUCUCUCUGAUCCUGGGUGCUCUGUUCGGCCUUAUCUAUCUACUAAUGAUCCCACAGGGGAGGUUGGUGUUGCUACUGUUGGUGCUGUGUGUGUGUUUCCAUGUCGCCUGUGUGAUGUACCUGCAUCUCACCAAAAUUCAGUGCCAACCAGGAUGUCUGACCAUCCAGAUUCGAACAGUCCUCUGCAUCUUCUUGGUUAUGCUCACCUACUCUGUUACACAGGCCUGUGUGGCGGGUUGUGUGCCUUGGGGUAAAAUUGAGAGGAACUCUAGCCGUUUUGUGGAAGACAUCCCUGCCAAUGCCCUCGGCGUUGGACGUUCCAACAGCUCCACAGUGGACAGGAUGGUUCCCAGCAUGGCUUAUGCCCUGCUGUCCUGUGUGGCGGGGACCCUAACUGUAGUCCCUUACCUCCGUGUUUCAUCUCUCCCUAAGAUUUUGCUGCUCUUCAUCGUCUCUGUUACCUACACGGCGGUUAUGGAAAGCAGUGGCUACCGACAGGCGGUGGGUGGCGGCUUUCUUCACACAAGGGGCUACGAUCCAGUGUUGGCUGUCCUGCUGUUUUCUGGAGCUCUGGCUCUUCAUUCCAGGCAGUUGGAUUUGAAGCUGCGGCUUGACUAUCUUUGGGCAACACAGGCAGAAGAGGAGAGAGAUGAUAUGGAGAAGGUAAAGCUGGACAAUAAAAGAAUCCUGUUCAACCUGCUUCCAGCUCAUGUGGCUCAGCACUUCCUGAUGUCAAACCCAAGAAACAUGGACCUUUAUUAUCAGUCCUAUGCUCAAGUUGGUGUUCUGUUUGCCUCCAUCGCCAACUUCAAUGACUUCUACAUCGAGCUGGAUGGGAACAACAUGGGAGUCGAGUGCCUGAGGCUGCUCAAUGAGAUCAUUGCGGACUUCGAUGAGCUCAUGGAUAAAGAGUGCUACAGGGAUAUUGAGAAAAUCAAGACCAUUGGUAGCACAUAUAUGGCUGCAGUGGGGCUGGUCCCUACAACUGCUUCUAAGACAAAAAAGUCCAUCACUUCACACUUACGCAUGGUGUCAGACUUUGCCAUUGAGAUGUUUGAUGUUCUUGAUGCCAUCAACUAUCAGUCCUACAACGACUUUGUCUUAAGAGUAGGAAUCAACGUUGGCCCCGUGGUGGCAGGAGUGAUUGGAGCCCGUCGGCCUCAGUAUGAUAUCUGGGGAAACACAGUAAAUGUAGCCAGCAGGAUGGACAGUACAGGAGUUCAAGGAAAAAUACAGGUGACAGAGGAUGUCUAUCGCCUCAUUUCCGACUACUACAACUUUGUGUGUCGGGGUCAGGUCAGUGUGAAGGGCAAAGGCCAGAUGCUUACAUACUUUCUGGAGGGAUGCAGGAAAGGGAGCAGGCCAUCUCAGAGCCAGCAGCCACAGCACACCAACAGUGAGCGUCGGUCGAGCGCCUUUACCCACAGCAGUGUUUGCACCAAGCUUAGUCCCACACAAACAGUGACCAGCUACUCGAACAUAAGGACCCCGAGCCCAGGCGUGCCGAAAGUGACCACCUCCACCAGCACUACCAGGUAUCUGCCAUCAGCUUCUGCAGCAGUGGUGUAAUGCAUGCUAUCCCAAAGAGAGUUUGGGAAUAAAAAAAAAAAAAAGAGUGGAGAUGGGUAAAAGGAUCGCUGUAGCAGAGAAAAGCUUGCCUCUACUCUUGAUCAUAGUGUUUCUGGUAGUGGAGUACAGAAAAGAGCAGAAGCUCUCCUCCUCCAGCGGGAGGCCCAGGAUUCAAGUCUGCUUUCGCUAUGGGACCAUCCAACACCUUGAUCCGACUCUCCCUCUCCAUUCGAGCAGUUUGCCUCAGUCAGGAUAUGGGAUGCAUUCGCCACGUGAUGCUUCGUCAUCAACCCAAGGCCAAGGAGUCUCUGGGAUCCAAUAUCCUUUUCCAAAACUGACAGUGUAGCAUGCAAUCAUCUAACAACAACUAACACCUAGAAGUUCCUUUAAAAUGACCAGUUUAUUAUAGUGUACAUACCAUGUCAGUGCUAUUGCCUUAGAGGCUGCUACUCACACAGAGUUUGGGACUCUGUUGCCUUUUAGUUCAUUUGUGGAAAUUUGGUGGCGAGAGACUUUAACAGGGUUAUUGCUGCCUCAGUGUACUUUUAAAGCCAAAUGUUUGACAGUGCAAGCAGAUUUAGAGAUUGCUCAAAAAAGACAUGGCACUUACGGGUCGGGGAUGUUGUUCAUCUUACUAAAACACCAUAAAAGUACAAGUUAUUUUUUUUUUAUUACAAUUCUUUAAGUGCAUGAUACCAUAGCUGCAUUUUUGUUGUGAAUGCCGUCCGUUUCCCUGUGAUGCUUGACUUCCAGACUCUUCCUCGUCAAAGUGUAGCAAUAAAGCAGUUUGUCUCCUACCGUUAACGCGUCUUAUCGCGUUCUCCCUUUUUGCAUGCUGUAGCCUGCUAGGUCCUGAGUUGACCUGAUAGUGUUUGUAGCUAAUAGAGUGUGCAUAGCUAGCCACAACAGUCUUUAUCUCUGUGGGAUUGAAGCAUGACUUGGGGAGCUUUUGUUUUAUUUUUUGGUGUGAUAGCCUCUUUUUUUUUUUCAAAGCAAACAGUUUUGUAUUUACGAAGACAUAUAUGCUCCUGUAGAAAUGUGCUUUUCAGUUGUUUUUAUUAAAGACAAAGCUGUUUCGUAGAAAAAAGAAAAUGUGUGUUUAUGAGGAGACACCCAAAUCUCUGGUUCUGGCUUCGUCAUGCAAACCCAGACGAUUUAUUUUAUAGUAUAGCAUUCGCAGUACGGCUUACCACAGCCAUUAACUCUCCUCUAAUCAGUUUUAGCAUGCAAUGCCUGCAAGGCUGUGGCUCGUACAUGCAUGCUUUGAUGAAACACUGAUGCAGCGCAAGCAGCAGACACUCAGAGGCUCUUUUUUAAUAUUGUCCUCAUGCAUGCACUAACAUUAUCGGUUUCUCUUGAAUGUAGGGUGCUUUAUUAAAACAACUUCUUUAUGAGCUUGAUGUGUGAAUCUAAAUGAGAGUGUUUUUUCCAGGAUUGAUAGGCAUCAGGCUGAAGCAGUUUGUUUUUUAGUGGGGUCCUGCUGUAUUAAAAAAAAAAAGGAAGCUGUUUCUUUCAAACGUGCCAACCUAUUUUCAUAAACAUAUCAAACUUUUCCUGUCAAGCUGUAGCACAACUAAAUAGCCGUGGCUACAGUUCUCAUGGGAUUUUUUUUUUGUUUGUUGAAUGCCUGUAUUUUUACUAUUCAAACUGUUCCUGAACAGUUGUUUUUUUUUCACUAAAUAGAAGGCAAGAGUUGAUUUUGGAAAUUUAAAUGACAGAUGUGUUGUACUUAUAUUUAACAUAGAUGAAAUAUCUAGUAUCUCUGAUGCUUUCUUUGAGCUUUGAAAUGAGGAUUUUUAUAAAGUUUAUUUAAAAUAGUUGAAGAGAAGUUACUGGAAAUUAAUUAUCCAUAAUAUUUUUUCUGUAAAUUGGAUAUUUUCAUACUAUAUGAUACGGGUUAUAGUUGUUAUAUGUAGGUAAGACCUGCUCAUUUUGUCUAUUUCUGAGCUAUAUUCUGAAUUCUUUGAUAUUUGUCAGGUUCUUUUCGUUGAAGAUGUAUUUAUGGAGAUGUUUUAUGUGAAUGUAAAUUUUGUUAAAGACAAUAUUUUAUACUAAGUGUUUGCACUGAGAGAUU